Messenger RNA from Linum trigynum, 3547 nucleotides. The record is from the annotation of a GenBank genome assembly. NCBI's taxonomy places the organism in Eukaryota, Viridiplantae, Streptophyta, Magnoliopsida, Malpighiales, Linaceae.
AAAGCUUAAUCCAAAUGUGAUCCAUAUUACCGGAACCACUCUAAUAGGUUUUCCGGGCUCCAGAUAGCUAAUUAGAGAGCCUACAAGCCUGAAUAUGGACAAUUUGGACAUAAAGCCUAAUGGAGAUGGAUGAACUAUAGUGCUAUACUUCGAACUUCAGCUUUAUCUUGUUAUAUACAUCAACCCUUUAACACUCUUUUGCUUCUUUAUAUGCUAUUUCUGGUCAGGUGGUGUUGGCAUAUCCAACAUGAUUGGAAAAAUCGAACGACAAGAAUACAUGGGAUUUGAGAACCUAUGCAAAUACGAUUCUUAAAUUUCGUGUAAAGUGUUAAUCCUUAUUGUCUAGUAGAAUCAAUGUCCCCCGCGGGGGCAUUUAGUUGUAUUUGGCAUCUCCAAAAGCAGUAUAUUCAGAUGGAAAUAGUUAGAAAUUAUAUGUAGAACCCAAGUAUCAUAUCAUUUGUUCAAAAGGUUUCUUGUUAUGCAAGACGAAUGACUAACUGAAUUACGAAUAAUUGUUUGGUAAACAUAUAGUAAUUUUGUUGAUAUUUUUUACUAUUAAUGUAUUUUAUUUUACCAAGUUUUUCAAAAUAUAAGAUUAUAUGAUGGAUGAUUAAAAAGUAACAAAAAACUAUUUAUCAUAUGUAUUUUGUUCAAAUGACCCACCUUGAAUGGAAUUGACUACGCUGUGACUUCAUAAUCAAACAAGCUAAUACCAUUUUAUGAAUCAAUUGGUCCCAACAAUUCGAAUUGUUGAUAGAUAUCAAUGUAUAGUAUGUACGUUAUAAUACUCUCCAUACAUUAGUUCCUUCAAUAUAAUCCAAAGCGAAUUUGUACAAAAGAAAGGGGGCUCACCUCUCCCAAUCCAUGAGGUGGAGUUCUUUUAUUCCCCUGGAUCAAAGGAUCUUCUUCUUCUGCCCCCAUCUCUUUUGCUGGCUUUUCAUCUUUGUUGGCCUUUCGAGCACUACUUGCUGAUAAUACAGCUUCAAAUGGAACAAUACAAACUGAAGUCAAAAUCAGAACCAAAACACAUGUACUGUUCUCAUCUAGGAUCACCAACUUGAUCAAUGCAGUCCAUGUGGGCCUGAUCUGUUUAUCCACGGGAUACAGGCUAGAACUGUCGUUUUCUAAGGUUAGAUUAUUAUUAGUACUUACGGCGACAUGGCGCUCAUUAUGAACCAGUCGAAUUUUUUAUUCCUUCCCCUGGAUGGAUCAAAGGAUCUUCUCACUUAUGCUACCAAAUCUUAUGAUGGCUAUCAUUUUGUUAUCCUUUCCCUCGUUUUCUGGUCGCCUCACUGUUUGGUAACACCACUACUGACUGAUACUCUUCUUGGUAAGUCUCUCCCCAUAUGCUAGCUUUAGCUUCCCAUCCAGCUCGGAAGCAACAAUGGGUGAUGCCUUCCCAUGGCAGUCCGGUUUCCAGUAUCAGCAUGUUUGGCCUGAACUGGAAUUUGGGUGGCAAGUAGUGGUGGGGACUGCGAUUGGGUUCCUGGGAGCAGCGUUUGGAAGUGUCGGGGGCGUUGGUGGCGGCGGGAUAUUCAUUCCCAUGCUUACUCUCGUCAUUGGGUUCGAUCCGAAAUCCGCCAUCGCCAUCUCCAAGUGCAUGAUCACUGCCGCUGCGAUUUCAACUGUGUACUACAAUCUCAAGCUGAGGCACCCGACUCUGGAUCUUCCCAUCGUGGAAUAUGAUUUGAUAUUGCUGAUUCAACCCGUGUUGCUGCUGGGAAUCAGCAUUGGAGUCACUUUCAACGUUGUAUUCCCUGAUUGGAUGGUCACGAUUCUUCUCAUCAUUCUGCUCUUAUCAACGGCGGGAAGGGCAUUCUUCAAGGGUCUUGAACUCUGGAACAAGGAGGCUGCUUUGGAACCAGCAGGUGAUGGUGGGGAGGUGGGAGAGUACAAGCAGCUUCUAGGAGGGCCAGACCAAGGAGCAACGACAGGAAAUAUUUCAACUCCCAAAAUACGAGAGGUUUCCAUUGUUGAGAACAUUCGGUGGAAGGAACUUGGACUUGUGACUUUCGUCUGGGUCUCCUACGUCGCCUUGCAGAUCGCCAAGAACUACACAGCCACUUGUUCAAUGGAGUACUGGGCCCUGAACUUGCUCCAGAUCCCAAUCUCGGCCAGUGUGUUCUUGUAUCAGGCAACUGCCCUGUACAAAGGGACAAAGAAGAUAGCAUCCAAGGGAGAAGGAGCAACGACCUUGAAGCUAAAGCAGCUGGCUUUGUUCUCCAUCUGUGGGUUGUUUGCUGGUAUCGUUGGUGGGCUGCUUGGAUUAGGUAGUGGAUUUGUGAUGGGUCCUCUGUUUCUUGAACUGGGCAUUGCUCCUCAGGUUGUUAGUGCUACAGCAACUCUGGGAAUGGCCUUCUCUGCAUCCAUGUCUGUGGUGGAAUACUACCUUCUCCAUCGCUUCCCUGUACCUUACGUUCUGUAUCUUGUUGCAGUGUCCAUUUUAGCAGCCUAUAUUGGGCAGCACUUAAUCAGCGCAGUUGUGGGAUGGACAGGCAGAGCAUCGCUCAUCAUAUUUGUGCUCUCCUUUACAAUCUUCAUCAGUGCAAUAACGCUAGGUGGAGUUGGGAUCACAAACCUGGUUGAGAAGGUAGAGAAAGGAGAGUACAUGGGUUUUGAGAAUCUCUGUUUGUAUCAGCCAUAGAGAAUCUGUGUGUUUCUAGAUUAAGUGGGAUUUGGGCUCAGGUCUCAUUAUAUAUUGUUCAUUCUUUUGUUUAUGGGCUCUUGGGAUUCUUAGUUUUUAUGUAAACACAAACCAACACUUUGGCUAUGUAUUGUGUUUCAUUGUUGCAUGUUGUCUACAUGUCAAACACCUAGUAGAAGGCAUUAAAAUAAGGUAAUUUGUAUAAAUUUAAAUCGUGAAUGUGUAUGAACCUUAAUUUAGGUCGUUGAUUAAAAUAGUGAAUGAAAAAAAUAAAAUAUGAAAACAGUGAUAACUCGUUUUUCUGGUGACUUGUUUGAUGAAUGUCUUUUCAUUUUUAGGGUUUCUUUCAAAGUCAAAAUAAUGGCUCCAAAUAUUCCCUAGAAUCAAAUCCUAGCAUAACCAUUAAAUUAGACGUGUUAUACGUAAAGCUUUCGUAAUUAUUUAAGACUUAACUUAACACAAGGUUAAUGUUCAUGACCUAAAAGGACCAUCCAUUACGGUAAGGCCUCCGUAAUGUCAUUUUACAACUCUUACGUUAAAUACACAUCCAUUACUUAAAGGUUUAUGAAACGAAAGUUAUUUCUUACGUAAUAGUUAAAUUAACACUUUACGUAACACACAUUUAAUAAUCAUUACGCAAAAGGAAAAACCAUUACGUAAAACUUUCGUGAUGACAUUCUAUAUCUGUUAUGUAAAAUACACAUCAAUUAAGUAAAGGUUACGGAACAACAAUUAUUUUGUACGUAAUAACUGAAUUAGAAGAAUUACGUAAGACUUUGGUAAUGACUUAACACUUUACAUAACGCAAUGUUAAUAUUCAAUUCGUCAAAAAAUUGUUCAUUACGUAAAUCUUCCAGAAUUACAUUUUUUAAUUGUUAUGUAAAAUACACAUCCAUUACGUAA